AUGGCCUCCCUAUGGUCGCCAUUAUGUGAUCGCUUGGGAAUCAACUAUCCGAUUUUUGGCUUUGCGCACGAUGUGUCUACAGUGGCAGCUAUCACCAAUGCCGGUGGCUUUGGUGUCUACGGUGCAACCCGCCGUUUUCCGCAUGAAAUAACCGAGGAGCUGGCGGCCAUUCGCAAGCUGGUCGGCAACAAACCUUUUGGUGUUGAUCUGGUGCUGCCGCCCGGCAUGCCUGAACAUAAUUCCCGUGAAGCCAUUGAGGCUGAAAUACCAGAUGCCCACAAAGCGUUUGUGCAGGGGUUGAUAGAAAAAUUUGCGGUGCCGCAAGCCACCGAGCCUGGCAUGCGGACCCGGUUUAUCCGUUCCAAAGAAAUCGAAGAUGCACAAUUGCGUGCGGUGCUCGAUUCAGAUGUUGAUAUGUUUGCCUGUGGUAUUGGUGCCCCUCCGGAUGCGGUGGCAGAAGCCAAAGCGGGUGGGAAAACAACCCUGGCCCUGAUAGGUAGUCCCCAUCACGUUGAGCGCAGUAUUCGCGCCGGUGUAGAUUUUCUGGUGGCGCAAGGAUACGACGCCGGUGCGCAUACCGGCCCGAUUGGAACCUAUUCACUGGUGCCGCAGAUCGUAGACGCCGCCGGUGAUAUCCCGGUGCUUGUGGCGGGUGGCGUGGCCACUGGCCGGCACAUUGCUGCGGCUCUGGCUAUGGGCGCGCAGGGUGUCUGGUUGGGUACCGCCUGGCUGCUGUCCAGUGAGCAUCAGGGCCACAUGCACCCGGUCAAUACGCGCAAACUGAUUGAAGCGGGCAGCGCAGACACGGUGAUUACCCGUUCUGAAAGUGGCAAAACUUUCCGGCAGAUACGUACCGGCUGGAGCCAGGCCUGGGAAGCGGAGGACGCACCAGCCCCGCUGAAAAUGCCUUACCAGGAUGUGCUGGUCGGCGAUUUAUUAGGUGCAAUCGAAGAACAUGACAUCGAACCGCUGAUCCACUCCGGCGCGGGUCAGAGUGUGGCUUACUUCAACGAAGUAAAACCGGUUGCCGCAAUCAUGCGUGAACUGGUAAACGAAGCGUGUACAACGCUUCAGUCGCAAACUUUAAGUGGCCAAUGGUUGGUCGACUUUGGUGAUUCCGAUCUUGUCCCGGACCUGCGCAACCGACCCCAGGGCCGGCCCAGCCGUCGUGUACAGGGUUCCGUCAAUCGGGAAGCGCUACGCGUUGCUGACGGCUCAGCGCUUGCGUUUAUUGCCCACGAUUUUCAGGUGCUGCGAGCAGAUAAGCUGACCAUCGAACAGAACCGUGACUCAAUGGGUCUGGAUUAUCAGCCGGGUGUCUACCGCGACGUCAGCUGGGGAGAGCGGCAGCGCGGCUUGUGGGAGGUGCACGCGGGAUGGGAAGAACAGCAGCUUGUCAUCAUCUCCAAAGCUCGCAAUAUGCGCGUUGAGGAGCGUCUGCAGCUGGUCAGCCCGGAUCUCCUGGAAGUGCGGGUCAACAUUGACGCUGACGGUGAGCAGCUGGAGUUUCUGCGUGUCUUCAACCGCCAGCCGUAA
Molecule: messenger RNA, 1536 nt
Organism: Symbiodinium pilosum
Lineage: Eukaryota; Dinophyceae; Suessiales; Symbiodiniaceae
Source: the annotation of a GenBank genome assembly